Molecule: messenger RNA, 1930 nt
Organism: Gymnodraco acuticeps
Lineage: Eukaryota; Metazoa; Chordata; Actinopteri; Perciformes; Bathydraconidae
Gene: ethe1
Product: ETHE1 persulfide dioxygenase
Exons: 7
Coding region: 729-1622 (297 amino acids)
Biological process (GO): glutathione metabolic process; hydrogen sulfide metabolic process
Molecular function (GO): sulfur dioxygenase activity
Source: RefSeq, a predicted model, not a curated record
AGCCUCUACAGUCUCAAACAAGCCUAAUUUUUCAGAAAUAAGGUCCCAUGGGGACGGAAGUAGAUGGGCGUGACUUCGCCACUCAUGCUUUAAAGUUGUUGUUUUAUCUUUUUAAUUAUUAUUUAACUAAGGUGAUCUAAAUCAUAUAGCCUAAUCAUGGUCCUGAACCGCAAAAUUAAAUUAAAUGAAGAAAAAAAAAACUAGUAUGUCAGGUCAUGUCAGGUGACAGCAUUAAUGGCUGCACUGUAAUCGUAACCAGUUUUGUUUUGGGUUAUGAGACUUCCUGAUAAAAGCAUGCCAACAGUCACGUAGGCCACCGCUGCAGACGACUAUAUGUGGCGUGUGGGUGCAUGCCUUUGCAUGCAUGGCUCAUGCAUGGCUGAUUAUUGUGCACUGCAAUAGACCGACAUGACCUGACUUUGCAGACUGUAGGUCAUUUUUAUCUAAUCUGGGUGUGGAGGAGGAAGUUGAUUUGCUGGACUGUAGUGGACUACCCCUAACCCACAUUGCUCAGUAACAACAAACAAUGGUUAUGGCCCCAGUUACAGCUGCUGUAAAAGUUAUUGACUAUGCAGCACCAAUAUUGUCUCUGGGUUAAUUACUUCCAAGGUGAGAGACAAGCUUUCAAACGACUUUGAGCUGUGAGUUUUCUUGGUAGAAAUUGGACAUUAUUUUACAUUAGCUCGAGGAUAAAGCGGCUACAGCCUAUCGGAUUAUUUUGAAUAACAAUGUGCUCGGUAAUAAGCAGAGUGAACCCAGUCCAACGGGCUCUGGCUCUGGCUCUCACGCUCCGCCUCAGAGCAACCACCGAGGGUUCGAGUUACGCAGCGGCCGAGAUUAGGCGCUUCUGUCCCGGCUUGAGUGCUGUCACCGACCCGCUAAAAGCUACCAGCAGAUCAUACUGCUCCAGGAUGGCGCUGACCGAAGGACUGCUGUUCAGACAAUUGUUUGAAUUAGAGAGCAGCACUUACACCUACUUGCUGGCAGACACAGAGACCAAGGAGGCAGUCCUCAUCGAUCCUGUACUGGAGACUAUCGACAGGGACCUGAAGCUCAUACAUGAACUGGGACUCAAUCUAAAAGUGGCAGUAAACACCCACUGCCAUGCGGACCACAUCACAAGCACUGGGCUGAUGAAGAAAAGAUUGGUUGGGCUGAAGAGUGCAAUCUCCAAAUACAGUGGUGCCUCAGCAGACAUGCUCCUGUCAGAGGGAGACAAGAUCUCCUUUGGAAAACAUUAUCUGACAGUGAGAGACACACCAGGACACACUGAUGGCUGCAUGUCGCUGGUGUCUGGCGAUCAGAGCAUGGCUUUUACUGGAGAUGCUCUGCUCAUCAGAGGCUGUGGCAGGACGGACUUUCAGCAGGGCUGCGCGAAGAAGCUCUAUGAAUCGGUCCAUCAGAAGAUCUUCACUCUGCCAGACCAGUGCCUCGUCUACCCAGCACAUGACUACUUAGGUCAGACGGCGUCUACGGUCGGUGAAGAGCGCAGGUUCAACCUGCGCUUGACCAAAAGCGUGGAUGAGUUUGUGAACAUCAUGAACAACCUGAAUCUCCCCAAGCCUAGCAAAAUAGAUGUUUCAGUGCCUGCUAAUCUGGUUUGUGGAGUACAGGAAGUCUGAAUGUCUUGCAAAAGGGAGGAACUACUUUAACCAAGGAAUCACUAUCAUAACCAUCAUACUAUCAUGAAAUCAGAAAGUGUCUGUGCAAGGAUUACAAUGCAUGUUCCACAUAGCAAAUGAUUAACAUUUACAUUUUUGAAUCUAAACAGAUACGUUAAUCAAUAAUUGUUUAACAUAAAGUGCUUUAUUGUGUAUAUUUAUGUUAAUCUAAAGAUGUGUAUUUGAAAAGUUACGGCCAUUUGUAUGCCGACGUUAAUAUGACAAUGUUUUAGAAUAAAAAUGCAAUCGGCUCUAUUUUAACCGACAAA